AUGGUGUCCCCAGAGGGGUUGGUGGCCGCAGCCGCGGUGCUCAUGGGUCUGGGCCUCCUGGCCUUGUGCCUUUGGGCAGGGAGGGUGGAGCUGGAGGGAGCCUGGGGAGAGGAGGAGGAGGAGGAAGAGGAGGGGAUGCUCUUCAUCACCGCGGAUGGCUGUGGGCGCUGCCGGCUGCUCUGCAAGCCCUCGGCGCUGGCCCAGCACUUGGUGCGGAGCCUGGGGCGGUCGGUGGCGCUGCGGGGUGGCCGCUGGCCAUGGCCACACUGGCCCCGGCUCCAGAUGCUGCAGCAGCUCCUGCAGCCGCCCCAGCCGGAGCCGGCAGUGGCCAGAGAGCUCCUGCAGAUGCCGGACACUGGACUGGUGGCCCUGGACUGGUUGGUGGGGCCACGGGGGGCUGCGGGGGGGGGUGGCUCCAGCCCAGUGCUGCUGCUCAUCCCCAACGCCGCCGGGAAGGUGACGGGGGGGCUGCUGCAGCUGGGGCUGCGAGCACUGGAGAGGGGCUUCAUCCCUGUCAUCUUCAACCGCCGGGGCCACAACGGCUGCCCCCUGACCACCCCCCGGCUGCAGCCCUUCGGGGACCCCCGGGACCUGCGGGAGGCUGUCACCUACCUGCGGUGCCAGCACCCCAGAGCCCCACUGCUGGCUGUCAGCGAGGGCUCGGGCUCGGGGCUGCUGCUCGCCUACCUGGGGGAGAGCGGCUCCUCCAGCCGCCUGGCUGCCGCCGCUUGCAUCUCCCCCAUUUUCCGUGGCCGGGACUGGUUUGAGGCUGGGAUGCCCUGGCUCUACGAGUGGCCGCUGCUCCUGCACCUCAAGCAGGGACUCAGCAGGUACGCCAGGUCCCUGGCCGGGGCGGUGGACAUGGAGCAGCUGCUGCGCAGCCGCUCGCUGCGGGACCUGGAGGAGACCCUGUUCUGUGGCACCCGUCCCACCAGCUGGGAGACAUACUGGGAGCGCAACGAGCCCCUGCGCGACGCGGACGAGGCGGCCGUGCCCGUGCUGUGCCUGUGCAGCGCCGAUGACCCCGUGCGCGGCCCCGCGGCCCGCAGCCUGCCCAUGGAGCUCUUCCGCACCAGCCCCUUCUUCUUCCUGCUGCUGACCCCCCAUGGGGGACACUGCGGCUUCCCCCAGCGGGGCUCGGGGCGCUGCUGGGGCCACGAGGCUGUGCUCGAGUACUUCAGGGCCAUGGCAGAGUUCCUGCGGGCAGAGGAGCGUAGGAAGGGGCUGCCGCGGCCACACAGGGUGGGGGGUCCCAUUGCGGAGCCCCCCCUCUUUACAUGGCAACGGUCCUACACCCGGUAACCCGCUGCGGGGCAGGGGAGCCCGAGGAAGGCAGGCAGACACUCCGUGUACUAAA
Molecule: messenger RNA, 1357 nt
Organism: Melopsittacus undulatus (budgerigar)
Lineage: Eukaryota; Metazoa; Chordata; Aves; Psittaciformes; Psittaculidae
Gene: ABHD15
Product: abhydrolase domain containing 15
Exons: 2
Coding region: 1-1302 (433 amino acids)
Molecular function (GO): short-chain carboxylesterase activity; monoacylglycerol lipase activity
Source: RefSeq, a predicted model, not a curated record